Stegodyphus dumicola is the source of this 2667-nucleotide messenger RNA. RefSeq names its product endoplasmic reticulum disulfide reductase DNAJC10-like. Gene Ontology annotation, biological process: IRE1-mediated unfolded protein response. The record is from RefSeq and is a predicted model, not a curated record. Gene Ontology annotation, molecular function: protein-disulfide reductase activity; misfolded protein binding; oxidoreductase activity, acting on a sulfur group of donors, disulfide as acceptor. Gene Ontology annotation, cellular component: endoplasmic reticulum lumen. Lineage: Eukaryota; Metazoa; Arthropoda; Arachnida; Araneae; Eresidae.
GAAGGGAAUUUCGAAAGUAGGGAGUUAGAAUGUACGAUGCCGGUGAUGCGCUCUUGACAAUUGUCAUUUGAAACCUCUUAUACGUAUAUUGCAUUUCUUUAUUUUACUUAAAAUAUGCUAGUGAGGAAUAUAUAUUUGUUUGUGUUUUAUGUAAUAUUUAUUGCGUGCAGCGUUAUUUCUGUUGAUUAUUAUGAUUUACUUGGUAUUUCUAAAGAUGCUGAUAGCCGGGAAAUUCGUAAGGCAUUUAAAAAACUUGCUUUAAAAUAUCAUCCGGACAAAAAUAAGGGCCAGAAAGAGGCACAUGAAAAGUUUAUAGCCAUUAAUAAGGCAUAUGAAGUAUUAAAAGAUGAAGAUUUAAGAAAAAAGUAUGACUUAUAUGGUGAGGAAGGCUUAAAACAGGAUUUUGGAAAGUCAUGGAAAGGAAAUUAUCAUAGCUGGAAUUAUUACUAUGAAAGUUUUGGAAUUUAUGAUGAUGAUCCAGAGAUAAUAACCUUAAGCAGAAAUGACUUUGUGCAAUCUGUUCUUGAGUCUUCAGACUUCUGGUUUGUGAAUUUCUACUCUCCUCAGUGUUCCCAUUGUCAUCACUUGGCACCUGCUUGGCGAGAAUUAGCUCGGGAGCUCAAAGGUGUUCUACGAAUAGGUGCUGUUAAUUGUGAAGAUGACUGGAUGUUGUGCAGACAGCAAAAUAUUCAUUCUUAUCCUUCUCUUAUCAUCUAUCCUCAGAAAGAAAAAUAUCAUGGUCCAAGAGAGGUGGAGGCUCUGGUGCAACAUGUUCUUCAGAUGUUACCAAAUAAUAUUAUAAAGUUAAGAUCAACCGAUUUUAUUGAAGUAAUAUCGAGAGAAGAAUUGACAUCUCUGCCCUGGCUAGUAUUUGCAUGUAAGAGCCAUAAAAAUUGUAUUCAUAAAGAUGACAUGAAAAAACUAGCUAUAAUACUGGAACAUUUAGUAAAUAUUGGUGAAGUAGACGUUGAAAAUGAGAGACAAAUUUGUGAUAUUAUUGACUGUAAGUCAUCAGUUACAUAUUAUUUUAAUCUGAGCUUAGCCUUACCAAAGACUGAACAGAGAAGUGUAUCUAUUGAUGAUGUUGAAACACUUGAAAUUGUGAAGAAAGUACUUCAACUGUUGCCUGAACCAGAAGAUGUAACAGAGAAAUUUCAGGAGAUACAAAGCUCUACAAAGAGUUUAACAUCAUCACCGUGGUUAAUCCAGUUCACAAAAAACAAGACUAGUCCUUUUGAUGAAGAUGUGGAUCUCAAACGCCUUAAAGCAUUUUUGCCAGAAGUAAUGCUUGGACUGUUUGAUUGCCUGCAUCAUAUGUCUACUUGUUCAUCCUUGUAUAUACAGAAAUUUCCUACAUUCAUUCUGUUCAAGCCAGGUGGCAUGUAUGAAUUCUAUCAUGGGAGAAUUACAGCUUAUGAUAUCGCAAGAUUUUCUCGAGAAGCCUUAUCUAGUCAAGUACAUACUCUUACUCCUGAACAUUUUCCUCAAAUAUUAGAAUCAUCAGAAGCCUGGUUCAUUGACUUUUUUGCUCCAUGGUGCCCUCCUUGUAUGCAGUUCCUUCCUGAAUGGAGAAAAGCAUCGCACUCCUCUGGUCAUUUAGUGAAGUUUGGCACUGUUGAUUGUUCCAUCCAUGGUACUCUUUGCCGUAAAUAUAACAUUAAUUCAUAUCCUACUGCCAUCCUUUAUAACCAUUCUGUGCCUCAUAAGUUCACUGGCUCGCAUUCUCAUCAUCAGAUUGAAGAAUUUGUGGAGGACAUAUUGCACCCCCUUGUCUUAAUUUUAAAUCCAGAGUUGUUUGAAAAGUUAAUAAAAGACAAGAAAGGUGAUGAAAUUUGGGUGAUUGACUUUUAUGCUCCUUGGUGUGGACCUUGUCAGCAACUUGCUCCCCAGUGGAGAAAAUUAGCAAAAAUGCUAGUCCGUACACCUUCUGUGCAUAUUGCUGAGAUUGAUUGUCAAACUUACUAUUCUUUGUGUAACACUAAUGAAGUAAACAGUUAUCCAACUAUAAGGUUAUAUCCAAGAGGGAAAAUGGGACCCAAUCGAUUUUAUUCAUUCAAUGGAUGGAGUAGAGAUGCAUCGUCACUCCAAGCUUGGAUUUAUAACUUCUUACCAUCAAAAGUUCAAUCCCUAACAAGUUCACUUUUCAAAGAAGUUUUGGCAGAUACUGAACCGUGGGUUAUUGAUUUUUAUGCACCAUGGUGUUUACACUGUCAGACGUUUGCACCUGAAUUUGAAAAAAUUGCUGAGAAUUUGAAAGGAGAGGUAAAAGUUGGAAAAAUCAACUGUGAAGAGUUCCCAAAUAUUUGCAGGCAAGCAGCUGUGCGUGCUUACCCUACUGUCGUAUUUUAUCAAGGAGCACAAAGAGGAAAAACACAGAAUCCAAUUGCAGAAGAAAUACAUACUCUAACUUUUAAUGGAGUUAUAUCAUUUAUAGAAGAGAAACUGACCAUAAAUAUUCAGAGAGUAAGGCAUGAUGAAUUAUGAGGUUUAGCCCAGCCUGGUCACUUCUAAUUAUAAGAAAUGAGAAAUAAACAAGAUCAUUCCAUUCUGAUCCUUGUCAUACUAAUUGUCAUUGUAAUAUUUGAUUUUGAAACAUCUUUUGAUAAAUUGUGUAAUAACAAUUGUUAGAUUUUUGUAUUUAUAAUAAAUAUAACAAUAUUUUACCAA